AUGUACUCUGCAGGCCUGGAGAUCCUCGGGAUGAUCCUGGCCGUGGCCGGCUGGCUGGGGGUGAUCGUGACCUGCGGCCUGCCCAUGUGGCGGGUCGCUGCCUUCAUCGGGCAGAACAUUGUCAUCUCUCAGGUGAUCUGGGAGGGCUUGUGGAUGAACUGUUCAGUGCAGAGCACGGGACAGAUGCACUGCAGGGUGCACGAAUCCAUGCUGGGGCUGCCGGUGGACCUGCAGGCAGCUCGUGCCUUGGUCAUUGUUUCCAUGGUGCUGUCUAUAGUGGGCAUCGGCCUGUCGGUGGCUGGGGCCAAGUGCACCAACUGCAGCCGGGACGUGAGCAGCAAACCGCGGCUCAUGGUGGCUGCUGGAGUGACCUUCGUGGUGGCGGGGCUGCUGCUGCUAGUGGCCGUGUCCUGGACAGCCAACGCCAUCGUGCUGGGCUUCUACGACCCCAUGCUGGAGGAGACGGGGAAGAGGGAGUUUGGUAAUGCUCUGUACUUUGGCUGGGCUUCCUCCUGCCUCCUCAUCCUGGGGGGAGCCCUGCUCUGCUGCUCCUGCCCAGCUCCAGCAGCGACUGUUGGUGGCUCCAUGCCCCAUCGGGUGGACUACUCAGCUGUCAAGACUAUGUCCGUCAAUGGAUACCCCAGAAGAGACUAUGUAUGA
This is a messenger RNA of Trematomus bernacchii (emerald rockcod), 660 nucleotides long. RefSeq names its product claudin-4. Gene Ontology annotation, molecular function: structural molecule activity. Gene Ontology annotation, cellular component: bicellular tight junction; plasma membrane. The transcript has a single exon. The record is from RefSeq and is a predicted model, not a curated record. Bases 1 to 660 code for a protein of 219 amino acids. Gene Ontology annotation, biological process: cell adhesion; bicellular tight junction assembly. Lineage: Eukaryota; Metazoa; Chordata; Actinopteri; Perciformes; Nototheniidae.